GAAAGGAAUUGCAUAGGGAAUACCAGGAUAAGAUAUUAUCUCAAGAGUCUUCAUUUGAUUGAAAAAGAGUAUGAGGCCUCAGAAUGCAGAAUCAAUUUGAGCAAUAGGUAUAAGUCGAUAGUCUCACCAACGGAAGGCAUUCAUGAGACGAUUCACUCAAAAUCAAACGAUAGGAUAAGUCAACAAUUAGAGUAUAAUUUAGUGGAGAAACUUCAAGGUUUGCCCCAGUUAAAGAACAUUGACUUAUAUAAUUUUAGAGAAUUGGAGUAUCAACUUGAGUGUUUAUUGGAGUAUCAACAAUUAGGUCAAAUUAAAUUGAAAGAAAAAUUGAUUGAUGCAACUUUAGAGAAAAUUAUUGAGAUUCCAAAAGAUUGUGGAUUUAAUCGUUUUGAUGACGGGUUUGAUGGUCAAUUUAGUGAAUUAGUGAAUAUUCUCAUUCCUUCCAAUGGUACUUUUGUUUGUAAAUUGGGGAGAAGUGCAACUUGUAAAUCCGAUAUUGCUCAAAGUUCCAAUACUCGCUACAAAUUAUUA
This is a messenger RNA of Hyphopichia burtonii NRRL Y-1933, 531 nucleotides long. RefSeq lists its product as uncharacterized. The transcript has a single exon. The annotation marks the transcript as partial. NCBI's taxonomy places the organism in Eukaryota, Fungi, Ascomycota, Pichiomycetes, Serinales, Debaryomycetaceae. The record is from RefSeq and is a predicted model, not a curated record.